AAAAUUUUGCUUUGUCAGAAUUUCAUUUUUCGUUUUUCAGCUCCGGUUGUUGAUCUCUUGAUUUUCCAAACACGGAAGUCCCCACUUUUUAUAUUUCAGUUAUCUGUUUGCUCUACAGUUCUAUCUGCUCUUUUGUGCAACGCAGAUUAUUUAAUCAAUUAAGUGAUCAUCCUUUUGCAGUUUAACUCUCCGGAGCGCAAACAUGAGUAGAUUCGGAUCUCGCUUUGGGUCGUCGGACACCACAGCGACAGCGGAAGCCACUUCAGAACCGCGAUCCCGCUUCGGUGCCAGCAACGGCGCUGCCGAAGCGGAUCCACCCAAAGAAUCGCGUUUUGGCGGUUCCGGCGGCAAUCCUCCUCCCACUCGGUCCCGCUUCGGCCGUAGCAGUGAUCAGCCCAGUGGAGAAGAAAGCCAAGAAUCGAAAAUCGGUGGUGAUCGUUCCGGAGACGAUACGGGCUCCCGGCGUUCGCGAUUCGGCGGCGGCGGUGGUAGUUCGCAGGAUCAGAAUAGAGCGGAAGAGCGGAAACCGUCGCGUUUUGGCCAGACGGAUACGGGAGCGGGCGGGAAUAAUUCCAGCAGCGAAGGCCGACGGGGUGGCAGCCGAUUUGGCGGCGGUGGCGAUGCGGAUGACAAUCGAUCAGAUCAGCCGCGCAGCCGUUUUGGCAAUCGGGACGACGGUAAUCGGGGCGGGGGAUCUCGUUUCGAAAGAAAUUCAGAGGACCGCGGCGAUCGCCAGCAGAAUCGGGGAGACCGCGAGCAGGGUGGUUUCCGUGGCAACCGUGAUGAGGAUCGGAGUGAUUUCCGUUCGGGCCACAACGAGCAUGACGACCGUAGCGAGCGACCGCCCCGGGGAGGAGAUGGCGACCGUGGGGAGCGACCAGCACGCGGAGGAGAAAGCGGGGAAGGGCAAGAAUCUCGCCCUGCACCAGUGAACUACGUUCCUCCAGAACGGCCAACGGAGCGUGAUGAUCUUCGGAAGGAACACACCACAGCUGGCAUCAAUUUCAAAAAGUACGGAAAUGUUCCUAUUAACGUUUCCGGCAACAUGCUGGAGAAGCCGGUGGACAGCUUCAAACAGUCAGGCUUACAUCCGACCGUACUGGAAGCAGUGGAGUACAUGAAAUACGAGAUUCCCACGCCGAUCCAAAAAUACUGCAUUCCUGCCAUUCUGUCCGGUCAGGAUAUAAUGGCCUGCGCCCAGACAGGAUCAGGGAAAACAGCCGGCUACUUGCUGCCGAUCAUUUCGCGCAUGCUCAAGGACAACGUCCAGCCGGCUGAGCCAACAGGAAAAAGCUAUCCACAGUGCUUGGUUCUGUGCCCCACGCGUGAACUGGCCUCCCAGGUGGACAAGGAAGCGGCAAUCUACACGCACGGGACCGGGCUGAAGUCUUUCGCGGUUUACGGCCAAACCGAUGUGCGUUACAUGGCCAACCAUCUGCGGACGGGAGUCAACAUCAUUGCGGCCACCACCGGACGCCUGAAAGACACGCUGGAGAGGGGAAUGAUCAAUUUGAGCAACCUCCAGUAUUUGGUGUUGGACGAAGCGGAUCGCAUGCUGGAUAUGGGCUUCAGUCAGGACAUCGAACGCAUCGUGGAGAACGCUAAUAUGCCCAAGAAGGAAAAUCGUCUGACCCUGAUGUUUUCCGCGACUUUUCCUGAAGUGGUUCAGACGCUGGCCCGGAACUUUUUACGUAAAGACUAUCUGUUCAUCGCCACCGGUAUCCUUGGCGGCGCGUGCUGCGAUGUGGAACAGGAGAUUAUUAAAUGUGAUGGAAGGUCCGAAAAAAGAGAGAAACUGGAUGAAAUUCUGGAGAAACGAAAGGAGCUGAACAAUGGCCAGUAUGAGAAGACACUUAUUUUCGUUCAAACAAAAGAAGAGACCGAUAAACUGGGCCUCGAGCUUGCUUGCAACAAUAUUUCCAGCACCACCAUACACGGAGGUCGCACUCAAGAACAACGCGAAAUAGCCUUGGCUGAUUUUAAGUCCGGCCGAAAGGCGGUACUGGUGGCCACUAACGUUGCUGCCCGUGGUCUUGAUAUUCCGGACGUAAAGCAUGUAAUUAACUGGGAUUUGCCGCGCAGUGCGGACGAUAUGGACGAAUACGUUCACCGUAUUGGACGAACUGGCCGCGUCGGCAACCAGGGUAUGGCUACCACUUUCUACACGUCUCGGGAUGUCAACAUUGCUCCGCGGCUGAUCGACAUCCUCCACGGCUCGGGAGCACGUGGUCCUGAUUGGUUGUAUGAUGAAGCGGGAAUGACACCCCCGGCACCGACGGGAGAGCGGCCAACAGCGACAAAAAGUUUUGGCGCCCAGGAUAAUCGUCGCUUCCCUGCAGAUGAUAAGUCAGAGGAGUCUGGUCCUUGCCGAUGGGAAACGUCUGAUAAGGAGCAGCCAGCGUCGCAGCCACAACGAAGACGUUUCGGCGAUUCUGGUGCCGCAAAUCGUGACCAGGAAGGCGAGGGAAAUCGCUCACAGUCCCGCAGCGAUGCUGGUCGCAACGAUCAAAAGGAAGAGGCGCCUGGCUCAGCGGCAAGCUCAACUACUCGUACACGCUUUGGCUCAAAUCGAGGCAGCGAAAGUAAAGAUGAUAACGCAUCUGCUGGUGGAAGUGGCGAAUCGAGAAGCCGCUUUGGAAGCCGCUUCUAAUUGCAAACGCUGCCGAUUUGUGGAUGAUAAUCAACAGGCACUUCAUUAGCGUUUCGGAUUUACCGGAAUUUAUAUCGCCUUUAAUGGAUGAAUCGCUCAUCGACGUCGCGUUUUCAUUGUAUGGGUUAGUUGGCAGUUGUGGUAAAAUCAGCUUUUGACACAGUUUGUCGAUCGCAUUAUUAUGAUCCUGGACUUCUGUUUCCUUUUUUUUGCUGCUAAAACUUGGUUCUUUUUUUUGUUAUUAUAUGCCCAGAUUGUUUGUGGAUUCUGAAUUCUGUGUUGCACUCCCUCUUUACAGUGUUUCUGCUGAUAUCGGAUUUUGCAUUUCACCUGUAAAAACAAAUGUUACGAGAGAAGUGUUGUUUCCAAGCAAUGGUAUUAAAAUUAUUCUCAUUGA
Messenger RNA from Paramacrobiotus metropolitanus, 3047 nucleotides. RefSeq lists its product as uncharacterized. The record is from RefSeq and is a predicted model, not a curated record. Gene Ontology annotation, cellular component: nucleus; P granule. The coding region runs from base 203 to 2650 and encodes 815 amino acids. Gene Ontology annotation, molecular function: ATP binding; RNA binding; RNA helicase activity. NCBI's taxonomy places the organism in Eukaryota, Metazoa, Tardigrada, Eutardigrada, Parachela, Macrobiotidae. Gene Ontology annotation, biological process: gamete generation; cell differentiation. The transcript has 15 exons.